UUACUCUUUUUAUGACAGCUUCUUCUACAUGCCACAGCUCUACAGUGAUCCUUCUCAAUAUCCACUCGGAUACUCGGUAUAACAUUUAAAGAGCCAGAAUGUUCAGGUUCACUCUUCUGCUCUGCUCAUCAGUGCUGCUGUAUAGCUGCUCAGCAAGUCCAUUUAAAUCAUGGAGAAAAGAUGCUGACCCAGCACUUCAGGAAACAAAGAUGUCUGAUGAAUUUGAUGAAAAGAUGACUCUGGGACUGAAGGAAGUCGAACCCCUAGAGCUGGAUCUGACCAAUUCUGAUAUUGACCCCAACAUGUUAAUAUGGAAAGCCAUCAAGCAGCUCAACCGUCAGAAAUACGAGAAGCCAGAGGAGGACAAAGACCAGCUCUAUCAUCCAUUUGAAGAACCCAGCAACAAGCAGCCUGACAGCUACUUCCAGCCCCAGCAGUUUGGUCAGGUCCAGCUGUAUCAAGAACCUGAGCAGGAUAUGGACAACCUCUAUCAUUCCAACUCUGAGAAGCAAGAUGCUUAUGAGAAAUCAGUGCAAACAGUUGCUGAACACAGAGCUGAAGAGUUUGUGUACUUGACCCCAGAAGAGGACAAAGAUGGCCUUUACCAUGAAAGCUUUCCAUCAGAGUCUAUAGUGGUGGCUCCAGUGAUACAAGCUUUUGACAACAAGCCCAAGAGGGUUUACACCGAACCCGAAGAAGACCUGGAUAACCUAUAUCACAGUUAAAUAACAACAGUGCAGGAUGUAUUCAAGUAAAUUAAGUAAGACAAAGAUUUUAUGAAAUAUAUCAAAUCCUAAAUGCACUAUUGCUGUAAAUAAAAUAUAAUAAACUGCAGAAAGAAG
Molecule: messenger RNA, 842 nt
Organism: Astyanax mexicanus (Mexican tetra)
Lineage: Eukaryota; Metazoa; Chordata; Actinopteri; Characiformes; Acestrorhamphidae
Exons: 4
Coding region: 99-725 (208 amino acids)
Source: RefSeq, a predicted model, not a curated record